AUGUCCAUACUAGAGGAGAUCAGCAAGCUUACACAGCCCGUGUUUGAUUUGCCCGACUUGGAAGAUGAAGAUGUCGAUGGAACUGCGUCGAAAACUCUCAAAUCUACUCCUACUGAAGGCGUUGAUGUUCCUCCUAGGCGAGUACGAAAGGCAAUAGAUCUGAGCAUCGACGACAGCUGCAAAUAUGGCGGCACAAAGGUUUCACGCAAUGACGUUUUCGAUGAAUUCUCAGAGAUGACAGGGCUUGGAGACCAGUUAAAGGAGAAUGGUGGCGAAGCGAGCAGCAGCGACGGGGAAGAGGACAGUAUUCAAGAGUCGAAUGGUGAGCCCAGAUUUCAUUUUCUUCAAUAUUCUCAACAUUUUCUUCUAUAUAAAGUGAUCCCUUUUCAAAGAGAUCAGAGAGCUGAGCGAAAGUUCGCGCAUUUAGGUGAA
Molecule: messenger RNA, 432 nt
Organism: Ostertagia ostertagi
Lineage: Eukaryota; Metazoa; Nematoda; Chromadorea; Rhabditida; Trichostrongylidae
Source: the annotation of a GenBank genome assembly